Molecule: messenger RNA, 1806 nt
Organism: Hevea brasiliensis (rubber tree)
Lineage: Eukaryota; Viridiplantae; Streptophyta; Magnoliopsida; Malpighiales; Euphorbiaceae
Product: NAD-dependent protein deacylase SRT2
Exons: 9
Coding region: 169-1365 (398 amino acids)
Molecular function (GO): NAD+ binding; NAD-dependent protein lysine deacetylase activity
Source: RefSeq, a predicted model, not a curated record
GGUUCCUCCAAUUCUGAGGCUAACCACCUCCAAAGUAAGCUCUGGAAUUUCUCUUCUCUGUCCAAAAUCAGACCAGAUUACUUCCACUUCUCAUCACUAUGCUUCUCCAUUUACCUUCCCAGAAAACCUUCUCUGUAAGUAUUCCUCUUCCUCUCCCUCGAAAAUGAAAUGAUUGUGCGUUUUGUUCUUGAAUUUUUUAUUUCUGUAUUCUUCUUGGAGUUGAAAUUUACCAUGCAGGCAUUCACAAGUAGAAGAAAGUUUCUGGGAACUUUCAUUAGAGAUUUUGUUCAAUCGCCGAGCAGAGGGAGAUGGUUCAUUCCUUUUCGACCUUAUGUAAAGUUUGAGCAAACGACGUGCCGUAUCUCAGUUCCUGGGAAUGAAGAAAAUGCGCCUUCAAGCUAUUUGAGGGACAAGAAGAAGAUGGUUCCUCAUUCAGACCCUCCCAGCAAUAAGGAUGUUAAUCUUUUGUAUCAAUUUUUUGAUCAUAGCACUAAUCUCGUGGUAUUGAGUGGAGCUGGAAUUAGUACAGAGUGUGGAAUUCCUGAUUACAGAAGCCCGAAUGGAGCUUACAGUUCUGGUUUCAAACCAAUUACUCAUCAGGAGUUUCUUCAUUCAAGUCGGGCCCGCAGGCGGUAUUGGGCUCGGAGCUAUGCUGGAUGGAGACAGUUUACUGCUGCACAGCCUGGUGCAGCUCAUUUUGCUUUAGCAUCACUAGAAAAGGCAGGCCGUGUCAAUUUUAUGGUUACACAAAAUGUUGACAGACUACAUCAUCGUGCUGGGAGCAAUCCACUUGAAUUACAUGGAACUGUGUAUUCCGUCAUUUGUCUAGACUGCAGUUUUUCCUUUAGUCGGAAUUUAUUUCAGGACCAGCUGAAGGCCCUCAAUCCAAAGUGGGCUGCAGCAGUUGAAAGUUUGGAUUAUGGAAGUCCUGGAUCAGACAAAAGCUUUGGCAUGAAGCAGAGGCCAGAUGGUGAUAUUGAGAUUGAUGAAAAAUUCUGGGAGGAAGAUUUCCACAUACCUACAUGCCAAAAGUGCAAUGGGGUGCUCAAACCUGAUGUUGUUUUCUUUGGUGAUAAUGUUCCAAAGGAUAGAGCAGACAAGGCAAUGGAGGCUGCAAAAGGAUGUGAUUCAUUCCUUGUUCUGGGAUCAUCUCUAAUGACCAUGUCUGCUUUUCGACUUGUUAGGGCUGCUCAUGAGGCGGGUGCUGCUACGGCAAUUGUAAAUGUAGGAGUGACAAGAGCUGAUGAUUUUGUGCCCUUGAGAAUUAAUGCCCGAUUAGGAGAGGUAAAGUCCUCUGAAACCAACUUGGGAGCUAGCUUCUGCCAUUUUGUGUUACUUUUGUUGAUCCUCAGCAUUUUGUGUUAAUCCCCAUGGAUUUUUAAUAGAUACUGCCUAGAGUGAUUGAUAUUGGAUACCUUAGCAUCCCUGCUUUCUAGGUAUGAUAUUGGAAACCAGGUAUAUUCCAUUCUUUUCAAUCCCAAAAAUGGUGUUGAUGGCUAUCAAAUCAUUUUGGUAAAUGGUAAGAUUUCAAGAGCAAUGAAUUGAAUGGUUCAUGUUUUCUCCUUUUGUUUCUAGGUGAGGACUUCAAAUGAAGGAUGCAUCUGUACCCAUUACAAAGUAAUUACGUUUACUUCCUGUUUUAACCAUAAAAGCUGAAAAGCAAUACCAAAGAAUUGACAAUUUUUAUUUUUAUUUUUUGGUGAAAGCAAUUUACAAUUUUUAAUUGUUUGCUUUGAAUGUAUUGUUUCAAAUUUUCACCUGAUUAGAGUCGAUUAACCAAUUAUGGGCAGAGAUUCUUCUUUAGGC